AUGGACUCUUGUCCUCGCUCCUCGAGGUCGUCCUCGACCUCGCGCAAGUCCAAUCUGACUCUGGAUCUUUCCAACCUACCGCCUUUGGUGCAGCCCACGCCGCCCUCCAACACCCUCCUCUUCACCGGCCUCAACAACCUCGACAUCUUCAGACCAGACAACCUUGAGCGAAUUCGGGGCUUGGUCGCGCAGAUUGCAACCAUUCACGCGUUUGCGCCCCUCAAGUCGUUCCGCCGCAUCGUCAUCUCCUUCUUCGAUGUGGACUCUGCCAUCGCGGUUCGCCAGACAUGGGACGGCGAAUCCAUCAUCGGCGAUCGCUGCCGAGUCUACUUUGGCCAGCCGACAAGCACCGAGGCAAAGAACGAGCACCUGACGCUGCCCGACGCCGGCAAGCUGUUCUUCAUCUCUCCGCCUCCCAGCCCCCCCCACGGCUGGGAAGUGCGCCUCGAGGACGCGCCAAACAAGCUCGUCCACGCCGAGGACCUGGCCGAGGCCUUGGCCAGGCUGCACACCAACAAGGCCCAAGGCCCCGACUCUCCCGUCAGCCCGGUGGAUGGGUCGAUCCCUGCCGGCCGCACCAGGAGCUCCAGCUCGACGCUCAUCUACCGGCCCGAGGAGCACGGUUCCAGCCCAGACCUACCAGCCGUCUUUGUGGAAGACAUGACGGGUGAGCCAGACGAGAUGAGCCCCGUUGAGAGCACAAGCAGCAGACCCAUCAUGGCGCACACGUCGCGGCCGCCUGUCGAGCUCAUGCACGACGCAUAG
Messenger RNA from Ustilaginoidea virens, 765 nucleotides. RefSeq lists its product as uncharacterized. Gene Ontology annotation, cellular component: cytoplasm; nucleus. Gene Ontology annotation, biological process: calcium-mediated signaling. The record is from RefSeq and is a predicted model, not a curated record. The coding region runs from base 1 to 765 and encodes 254 amino acids. NCBI's taxonomy places the organism in Eukaryota, Fungi, Ascomycota, Sordariomycetes, Hypocreales, Clavicipitaceae. Gene Ontology annotation, molecular function: calcium-dependent protein serine/threonine phosphatase regulator activity; nucleic acid binding. The transcript has a single exon.